AUGCGCAUCUCACCGGAAGGAUCGGCUAUACUUAAUCAGUUGGCAGUUCUUGACUUCCGAUCUUGUGUUAAAAAGUACUAUUCACAAGAAUAUCAACUAUAUGGCGUGGUUAGCAAUACUUGCAGCAAGAUCUGCGACAACAUCACCACAUGUGUGGGCAACAUGAUUUCGGCCAAGUCCUGGGCUGAUCCUAAGACGCCGUCUCGUACUGCGCGAGGAGUAGUACUCUUUAGGACACUCACGACGCUCCUGCUCCAGUUAUUUGCACGGUACAAGGAGUCCAGGGAUCAAGACCAGAUCGUUCGGUUGGUGAAUAGUCUCGUAGCCUGGUUUACUACUUGGUCGAUGGAUAUCUCGUCCAUGACUUCGACCUUUCAAGACUCUAUCGCAAGCCAGAAUCCAAGGACAAAACGCCUCGUCAUCGGUCAAUUGAGAGAAGAACUUGACAGGCUGGCCGAGAUCGUUAAUCGCGAUCUGGCCCAGAAGGAAGGGAAGAAGCAGGUGCCCGGACCGUCGCAGAUGGCCCUCCUUCACAAGCAGCAAGCCCGCAUCGCGCAGCUAGCCUUAGCCUACGAUCCGCCUGGAGAUCUCCGCACGCAAGGCCCGCGACACGACAACGACUCUUCAAAAAUAUCCGAGAUCAGAAUUGCCCCGACGCAUGAUGAACUUUUGUCGUCGUCAUUACCGUUCCUCCCUGUGACAUUAUCGGAUGCGCCGCACCAUCUACCUGCCCACUCCAUGGAACGCCAUUUGGACAGCCAGUUCCGCUUGCUACGCGAGGAGUUGGUCGCGCCCAUUCGUUCCUCGAUUGCUGUUAUCUUUGCAGAUCUUGAGGAAGUGAAGAAAUUUGUGCUCUUCGACAACCGCGGCGGGGCUUUCAAGACCAGUGGCAUCGACUCGGUUUUCUUCCACGUGUAUACUGGCGCUACUUUCACGUACGCUACCGCUGAGAAGCGCGACCUCACCGUCGGCAUUCGCAUCGACACCCCGCCAAACGGUGCAGCGCGCGACAAAGACGUGAGCAAGCGGCUCGAGUAUUGGAGAAACAAUCGACGGCUUGAGUGCGGCAGUCUGGUUGCGCUUGUCGUCGUCGACAGCGGGAGCCCGAAGGUCUUCCUUGGUGUCGUGUCCUCGACGAGCAGGGACCUCGCAGACUCGGCACGGAUGAACAAUCAGAAGGUUCAGCUGCGCAUGUCGUUUUUCGACCCCGAGGUCGAGCUCAUGGCGCUGCGCCGGCAGGCGAUUCAGGCGGACAAUGCGUACGGCUUCCUCGUCGACAAUAACAUCGUAUACGAGGCGACGCGCCCCUUCCUCGCGCGCCUGCAGACAAUGGAACCCGCAGACGUCCCAUUCGCUCGGUACCUCACGGACGGCUCCCUCGCGGAGAUCGAGGUGUCGCUUCCGAAGUAUGCGACCGCGCCGGACUUCCGCUUCAAGCUUAAAUGUUUGGCAAAGAACAUAGAGGCGCACCAUGUUGAGGAUAUGGACGUCUCCCAAGCGAGCGCUGUCCAGAGUGCACGGCAGCAGCUCCUAGACCACAGCACUUUGGACCCGUCGCAAGUCGACGCGGGAAGUAUCGCUGAUACAAGGACAAUGGAACCCGCAGACGUCCCAUUCGCUCGGUACCUCACGGACGGCUCCCUCGCGGAGAUCGAGGUGUCGCUUCCGAAGUAUGCGACCGCGCCGGACUUCCGCUUCAAGCUUAAAUGUUUGGCAAAGAACAUAGAGGCGCACCAUGUUGCGGAUAUGGACGUCUCCCAAGCGAGCGCUAUUCAGAGUGCACGGCAGCAGCUCCUAGACCACAGCACUUUGGACCCGUCGCAAGUCGACGCGGUCGUGCACUCGUUGACCAGGGAAGUAUCGCUGAUACAAGGACCUCCUGGAACUGGCAAAGUCGGUAGCUAUACUGGCCGGGAGCUCCUUCGGGUGCUGAUCAAGAGUGGGGUCAAACCAAUCGCAAACACAGUGCUCAUCGCUUAUACCAACCACGCACUUGAUCACCUGCUAGAAGAUGUAUUGCAGUCUGAUAUCACGACAAAUAUCGCACGAUUGGGAUCGCAGAGUACAAACGAGGUGGUCAGCGCCCACACGUUGGAGAAGCUCGAGAAGGACGCGGACGAGAUGUUUCCGAACUGGGGGCGCUCGCUGAAGAGGUCGUACGCAGAGAUGAAGGAGCUGGAGGGCGAGAUCGAGAAGGUGAUGCGAUUCAUGCAAUGCCGCCGUCCAGCAUGGAAGGUCAUGCAUCGGUAUCUCGAGAAGCACCACGCAAAACAAGCACAUCAGCUGGUUCAACCUCCGGCGUGGAUCAAGAAGCUGGUCGAGCAUCUCAAAGGUGACGAGGCCGAGCACGGGGAAUGGCAAACCAAGGUUGACAGGCGCAGAGAGCGGGAGAUCAAGCAGUACAAGGGCACUAUUUAUGGCACCUGGAGAGAAGGCGUCGACCUCGAUCUGCUCGGCAACUCGGACUCACCCUCUGCACGUCUACUGACGUCCCUCGGGCUUUCGGCGGCUCUCCAGAAGGUACCAACAUCGGACCGUACUCUUGAUGCACUCAAGAGCACCCGUGAGAUAUGGUCAAUGUCACUCAAGGAACGGCAGAAGCUCUCGCGGUUCUGGGAGGACAGUGUUCGGACGUCUGUCUUCGACGAGUGCCGGAGUCGAUAUAAUUCCCUGCGCUAUCAAUAUAAGAGGGCUUGCGAGGAUUUCAACGACAUUCGGGACGAGGUAGAAGAGGCGCCGAAUACUCAGUCAAGUGGAUUUGAUUGCGUGCACGACCACAGGGGCCGCGAAGCUGACGUCGGUACUCGCGGUAUAUCACCAUUUAGAGAUCAUUUUAGAUUCGUUGCGCCGAAAGUUCUCCUUGUCGAAGAAGCUGGUCAAGUUCUAGAGGCACACGUCCUGACGUCCUUGGUAUCCUCUGUCCAACAUCUCAUCUGCAUCGGCGAUCCAGCACAACUUCGCCCUAAUGUCACCAACUUCUCUUUGUCAAUGGACAGUUCGCGUGGCCGGGACCUGUUCAAGUUCGACAGAUCGCUCAUGGAGCGUCUUGCGGACGAGUCGUUGACCAUGACUCAGAUCAACGUCCAACGACGGAUGAGGCCGGACAUCUCCCAUUUCAUCAGAACUAUCCUUUACCCUGCACUUGAAGACCAUUCUCUUGUAUACGACUACCCACCUGUGCGCGGCAUGCGGAGCAAUGUUUUCUUUCUCGACCACAGGCAACCUGAAGCUUCUCCGGAGGAAUCGGUCUCGAAGUUCAACGUGUACGAGGUGGGCAUGGUCAAGGAUCUCGUGCUCUAUUUCCUGCGUCAAGGAGAUUAUAACGCUCCUGGAGACAUUGCCGUGCUUUGCGCAUAUCUGGGCCAGCUGCAGAAGGUUCGGCAGGCGCUGCGGGAAGUCCGCGUUGCGGUCACUAUGGAUGAACGGGACGCAGAACAACUUCUGCGGAAGGAUAUGGAUGAAGAGGUUACCGCCGAUGACGUUGUCGUCGCCCAGCACAUCGAACUUGGUACCGUGGACAUCUUUCAGGGUAGAGAAGCAAAGAUCGUCAUCGUCUCUCUCGUUCGCAACAGCGGCACCGACGAAUGCGAAUCCGCAUCUAUUGGGUUCCUCAAAAGCUCCAACAGAAUAAAUGUUGCCCUUUCUCGCGCCAAGCACGGGCUGUUUGUUCUUGGUAAUAUUUCGAAUCUACGCAAGAACCCGACGUGGUCGACCGUCCUCGAUGAAAUGGAGAUCCGCGGACAGACCGGCACUGGCUUUCCCAUCAUAUGUCCCCGUCAUGUGGAGCAAGUGCACGCCAUCUCCCAACCUGGAAAGCUCGAGGAAGUCGCGCCCGCUGGAGGAUGUCGUAUUCCCUGUUUGAUGGAGAUGCCCUGCGGCCAUGUAUGCCCCUCCGUCGUGAGUUCUUCUUUCUGGUUCUCCGUAUUAUCAUAUAAUGAUAGUAUGUCCACCAGUGUCACGACGCUCGAGACAAUCAUCGCAGUAUUAAAUGCCCUGAGCCCUGCCCGAGGGUCGAUUGUCCCCGGGGCCACCCUUGCCCUCGCAAAUGCCACGAGCUCUGCGGAAACUGUGAAUCUCCGUACAACAGCAUUAAGCUGCCUUGUGGGCACGUCAAGGACAAAGUCCCAUGGCUGGACGACGUCAAGUGCACCGUGCCUGUCAUCAAGACGCUGCCGCACUGCGAACACUCGCCCACUCUCAGCUGCAGCACGAACAUCGCGGAGCACAAAUGCGCUGCCCCAUGUGGAGGAACGACGCACGCAACCCACCGGUGCGAACGUUUCUUGUCCUGCGGCCAUACCUGUGGGCUUGAUUGCUCCCGGGGCCACAAGUGCAACGAAGCGUGCGACCAGCGGUGCCUGCGCGUUUGCGGUCAUUACCAGCGCUGCGAAGAGAACUGUUCCGUGCAAUGUUUGCGCGCUGCCCUGCGAGACGCCCUGCGCGCGUCUCCCUUGUGAUAUGCCGUGCAUAGAAACUUUGAACUGCGGUCAUUCUGCGGCGAACCUUGCGAAGACCAAAAAUGCCCCUGCCUGCCUCUCUGCGCAGACGACGGUUCCUACAGUCAACAUUACGCAGAAGCUGCGAGAUAUCGAACUCCGGUCCCCGAGACUCUCCAACCGCUUGGUAUCGCUUGACUGUGGCCACAUCUACACUAUCAAAUAUCUGGACGAUCAUUACAGGUUGCACGAUUUCUAUGACAGGGACGGCAGUGGAAGAUGGAGUGUAGCCAGACGGCCUCCAGCAGCUCGCGAAUUUGCGCCGCCAACAUGUCCGUCCUGCGCCGGGCCCAUCACGGUACGCAGGUACAACAGGAUUCGCAACUGGGCGAUGCAGGGCAAGAUGGGUCCUAAGGCUUGACGAUGCCAUCGUCAGUCCGCUUGGAAGGCUCGGGCUCGGAAAUUUUGGGCUCGGAAAUGUUGAGCUUCGGUGUUAAUUACCUGAUAGAUUGCGUUGCAGGGAGUAUUCUUACAAUUUUACGAAUCAACUUGCUGUCCUGGUA
Molecule: messenger RNA, 4999 nt
Organism: Phanerochaete carnosa HHB-10118-sp
Lineage: Eukaryota; Fungi; Basidiomycota; Agaricomycetes; Polyporales; Phanerochaetaceae
Exons: 24
Coding region: 1-4857 (1618 amino acids)
Biological process (GO): regulatory ncRNA-mediated heterochromatin formation
Cellular component (GO): nuclear RNA-directed RNA polymerase complex
Molecular function (GO): helicase activity
Source: RefSeq, a predicted model, not a curated record